UUCACACAAUCAGUUUGUUUUGAAAUUUUGCCGCGUUGCGUUCGCCCUCAAAGCGUUCUCUCCACACUACCAACAAAAUAUUCGACUCAUCAAAUCGUCUCAAUAGAAAAAAAUCAUCAUUAAAUGUGGAAUUAAAAAAAACUUAUAAUGUAUAACAUAAUAAAUUAAACCAUUUUAAACGCCGUUCCUGGACUUACAAAAUUGUUAUAAAUAUACUAUACUAGUACAAAAUGAUUGCUAUUCAACAUCUGUCAACUGCAAUUCUAACAUAACUGAAGUAAAAACAAGUAAUAAAAAAAACACAAAAAAAGUUUAAAAAAAAAUUGUUCAAAUAAUAAAAACACACCUGCAGUUGCAGCGCGAUUGCGAUAUGCGGGCUUAGGUUAAAGUUGCUAUAAAAAACAAGGAAAAUUAUUAAUGCAGCUGGAGCUUUUUAAUAAGAUUAAAAUGUGAAAUAUUGGAUUUGUAUCACAUGGAUGUAUAAUUUAACAAAUCAUUGAAAAUUAUAAAAUAACGCAAUUACUUUGCACUCAACAACAGCGACUUCUGCGAGUCGUUGCUGUCGUGGAGGGAGCCGCACAGCUUUAGAAUGAAAUGGAGAUGCAAAGCUACUCUGGUCAUGGACCAACGACAGCAGCAACAACAACAGCAACACAACCAACAGCAACAGCAAAUGCAUCAGACACAACAGCAACAUUCUUCCAGCGACACUUCAAUUGUCGACUGGAAGAGACGGCUUGGCCUGAGGUCUGGCGGCCGUUUAUUAACUGCGAAAGCAGCAACACCAGCAGCAACAGCAACCACAUCCUGCCCACCAGCAACAUCCUCAUCAACGGCAGCAACAACACAUUCCAGUGUGCUCGGCAAACAUUCGAUGAAGCGGAGCAGACGGCAUCCUAUAGAUGCGAUGGGGAGAGUCCAUUGUCUGAAAGCUGCACGUUGAGGCUGAAGGCGCGACUGUUGCAAGUGCCACACGAGGCGUACGAGCAAUUUCGACUGGCAAUCAACGAGGCCCUCAGUGAUAAUGCGAGUGAUACACUCAGUGAUAGUUCGAGCUGCGAGAACGGAGAGGAUGUAUUGCAAUGUGAGCUGGGGCACCCUCAGGAACCAUUCCUCUGUCAUUUGCAGCAGCACCAGAGGAAGCCAUUUCGGCAGCUCGAGGGUGCGGAGGAGCACCCUUCAAACGAUAGCCUACUGGAGGCGUAUCAAAUCGAGCUGACCGACGGCCUUUGGUCCUUCCUUAACCUAAGCGAGCUAAUGGACCCCGGCAACGAAACCUUUGGCAUUUUGAAUGGCACCAGCACCAGUUUGGACAUGGUUCUGUCCAACUACACAGCACUGACCACAACGACAGUUGCCUCCACCGCAGCCACAUCAGCCGAUAUUGGGGUUACCAGGAGCUUUCUGGACUACAGUCCGCACGGCUACGAUUGGCUAUUCCUGUUCGUGGUCUUCUUCAUAUUUGCAGGAGGCUUGGGCAACAUCCUCGUCUGCCUGGCGGUUGCAUUGGAUCGGAAGCUGCAGAAUGUCACCAACUACUUCCUGUUUUCACUGGCAAUAGCCGAUUUGCUGGUUAGUCUGUUCGUGAUGCCCAUGGGAGCCAUACCAGCUUUUUUAGGUUAUUGGCCUCUUGGCUUUACCUGGUGCAACAUUUAUGUGACCUGCGACGUGCUGGCCUGCUCGUCGAGCAUCCUGCACAUGUGCUUCAUAAGUUUGGGACGCUAUCUGGGCAUAAGGAAUCCAUUGGGAUCGAGGCAUCGAUCUACAAAACGAUUGGCUGGUAUUAAGAUUGCUAUUGUCUGGGUGAUGGCCAUGAUGGUAUCCAGCUCGAUAACAGUGCUGGGUCUGGUCAACGAGAAAAACAUUAUGCCCGAGCCCAAUGUCUGUGUAAUCAACAACCGAGCUUUCUUUGUUUUUGGGUCUCUGGUGGCUUUCUACAUCCCCAUGCUAAUGAUGGUCACCACAUACGCUCUGACCAUUCCCCUCCUCCGGAAGAAGGCCCGUUUUGCCGCCGAGCAUCCGGAAAGUGAACUGUUUCGCAGGCUGGGUGGACGAUUCACCAUUAGGUCGCAGCACAGCCAGCAACAGUUGCAGAUGCACAGCAGCUUUUCCAGUGGCAAUAACAAAUUCCUGUCAAUGGGCGACGGCAAUCGCAACUUUAAUCACGCGGGGGGAGGAAUGGAAGAGGGAGCGGUUCUAGGGGGGGGUGCUACCAGGGGAAACAGCGUAGAGCCCGCCGAACGUCCUUUGAUGCAGCAGCGAACGACGAGUUGCAGGAGCAUCGGCACGGUCAGUUUCCGCAAUGUGGCCAAUGGCAGUGGGGGAGUCGGAGGAAGUGGGUCCAGGGGUGCCACCACCGCCCGCAGCAGCUUCCGGUUCUCUGGCGGCGGCAUCUUGCGGCACUCGUCGUCACCCGCCUCGAGCUGCCACUCCACCAACAAGUCGCACUCGAGCAGCUUCUGGCGCAAACACGGCGGCAAUCCCAACCUAAUGGACAGCCAUCCAAAUCGACGGGCCUCUGUGCGUGUCAGCAUCUCCCAGCCACAAUUGGGUUACCCGCCUAAUGGAAGUGGCAAUGGAAGUGGAGCUGGAGGUGGAGGGAGUGGGGCUGGUGGAGGGACGGAAGGAGGAGGCGGUGGCAAUGGCUCAUCAACUGCGACAACGAGCUGCACAACUCCUGGAGGCACCAGCAUGAUGAAAAUCGCCACCAUCCAGGGCCCGACUCUGAGUCUCGGCCAGAGUCAGGGAGCUGGAGGCAAUCAUCUGGUGGAGCAGGGAAGGCCCCCGGCUUCAAACCCUGACGAACGACAGCGCCACAAAAUGCGGCCCUUUAAGUUUGCAUUAAACCGCGUUGCCACGCCCACCCUAAAUUUACGAUUCCUAAACAAUCGCAGCAAGCGGAACAGCUUGUCGGCCAAUGCGGUUGCCACAGAGCAGAAGGCCACCAAGGUGCUCGGACUGGUGUUCUUCACCUUCGUCCUGUGCUGGUCGCCGUUCUUCAUCCUGAACAUCAUAUUUGCCGCAUGUCCCGAGUGCCAGGUGCCCGAGCACGUGGUGAACACUUGUCUCUGGCUAGGCUACGUCUCCUCGACGAUCAAUCCAAUCAUCUACACCAUUUUCAAUCGCACGUUCCGGGCGGCCUUCAUCCGCCUGCUCAAGUGCAACUGCGAACGUUCCGGCCGCCCGCUGCGCUUCCGUUCCGUUACCGAAGGACGAAGCGCCCUGAGCCUGUGCGCCCCCUCGGCCCUCCCGCUGGCCAUUUCCUUUCAGGGGGCGCCGCUCAUGACGCCAUCCACCGCAAACGCGACGCCAUUGAGCGAGUUUAGAGGAAGCUACACGAUCACCGAUGACGAGUGCUGAGCCACCAUUGGUUACAUGCUAAAUAGAUACGAAUUUAAACCGACGAAACAGCCAAACACAAACGGUCAACUAAUAUUACAAGCUGUUAAUCAAAGGAAACACUUACUUCAGGGAGAUUCAUGCAAAACUUUCCAAAAAAUAAUAACAAUCAAAUUGACGACUUUUGUAGGACCUAUAAAGCAAAAUACUUAACUUAAAACACAUCACAUAUCAUUGUACCAUAUGUAAAAGGAAGAAAAAAUAGGGAGAGGUUAAGUGAGAGUUAGUGAGUGCAAUAUUGACUGUGUUUCAUUUCCAUGCCAACAUUCUAGCUUUAAUCAUCGCUCUAUUCCUAAGUCAAAAACAAAGAACAUUUGUUGAAAAACAAUAGAAAACUAAAUGUAGUACUAGGUUUAACUUAUUAUAAAUCAUUGAAAUUAAAUAUGGCAAAUUCGUUUGGUAGUCAUUAGAAAGCGAUGAAUUUGUUUAGAAAGGAAUUGGAUUUCUAACCCACCCUUAAGGUAUAUUUAAAUUGCCCACACAGCAUUGCUGUUCCUUUAGUUCAUCCUGUGUGUAUGUGUCUUUCCGUAGUAAGUAAGCUAACCGUUCAAGAACAUGAAUUUCAAAACUUGAUAAAUAAAUAUGAACCGCAAUACGUA
Molecule: messenger RNA, 3998 nt
Organism: Drosophila rhopaloa
Lineage: Eukaryota; Metazoa; Arthropoda; Insecta; Diptera; Drosophilidae
Gene: 5-HT2A
Product: 5-hydroxytryptamine receptor 2B
Biological process (GO): serotonin receptor signaling pathway; G protein-coupled receptor signaling pathway, coupled to cyclic nucleotide second messenger; chemical synaptic transmission
Cellular component (GO): dendrite; membrane
Molecular function (GO): serotonin binding; G protein-coupled serotonin receptor activity; neurotransmitter receptor activity
Source: RefSeq, a predicted model, not a curated record